Messenger RNA from Beauveria bassiana ARSEF 2860, 1086 nucleotides. RefSeq lists its product as uncharacterized. The coding region runs from base 1 to 1086 and encodes 361 amino acids. The record is from RefSeq and is a predicted model, not a curated record. The transcript is spliced from 4 exons. NCBI's taxonomy places the organism in Eukaryota, Fungi, Ascomycota, Sordariomycetes, Hypocreales, Cordycipitaceae.
AUGGACGCACACUAUGAAGCAAUCGACGAAUUCGGGGAUCUUCUGCUCAUUCUAAGACCCCGAACGGAACCAAUCGACUGGCUCGAUGAGGAUUAUGACCAAAAUCAGGACACUGCUGAAGACACCGAUGAAGACACCCUUGAAGGUGUUGAAGACGAUGAGCUCAUCGCCGAAAUGGAAGGAGAACUUGAGGACUUGAUAAGCGAGUACAAAAUUCCAGUCAGGGCCGCAGACAUAGACACGGCCGCAGACACAGACACGGAGCCUCAAAUGCUGCUAGAACAAGAUGCGAGAUCAACAGAUCAACUCACAGGAGAUGUCUUGAAUGGAGAUUUGUCCGGGAAUGAUUCCGACCUAGAGACAAAACACAGGCUCUUGGUCUCUUCGCACAUUCUACGUCUCGCAUCCCGAGUUUUUCGCAAAGACCUCGAUCCGAAUGGCCCUUGGAGGCAGCCCGAGAUCCAGCCUGACGGUUUGCGCCAUAAAAAGCUGGACGGCUUUGAUCCCGAAGCGUUAAAGCAUGUACUCAAUCUCAUACACUUUCACAACGACCGUGUGCCAGUCAAGCUCGAGACGAAGGAGCUCGCUGAAGUGGCUCUUAUAGUGGACUACUUCCAUUGCCACGAGGCUAUGCGACUUGCAGUCAAAAAUUGGAUCGGAGAGGAUCGGAUCAAAGAGGUAAUCAAUAAUGCGAAGCCCGGAAGAGAAUUAAAUCUGUGGCUUCUCAUUGCUUCCGUAUUCGAGAUCGACGCCAUCAUAAAUGCAGCUGCCAACAUUAUUAUUGAACAUAAUGAGGAACCAUUUGACAGCAUCGGGCUACCAAUCGCUGAAAAUAUCACUUCAAGAAUGGACAAUGCUCGAGAAACCGUCAUCCAGAGACUUUUGGGAAACAUUUACCAGUUCAAGGCUACCUUGUCGACCGACAAGGUUUAUACCCUCGGCCUGAGAAGCCUUUUCAUGGGUUUCCAUAGUCGAGACUUUGUUGCUGAUGACUGCUCAACAAUCCAUAAUGAGGGAAAGCCAUUCUGCACAAACUGCCCAAAAAGAGCUUUCUUUCCUGGCGCUGGAUCUCUAGUGGAUCUCUAG